Molecule: messenger RNA, 711 nt
Organism: Rhipicephalus sanguineus (brown dog tick)
Lineage: Eukaryota; Metazoa; Arthropoda; Arachnida; Ixodida; Ixodidae
Exons: 4
Coding region: 13-711 (232 amino acids)
Source: RefSeq, a predicted model, not a curated record
GGCCCUCGAUUUAUGGAACGCAAUCUGGUAUGGUGCACUUUCGGGACCUUCGCGACCAACUAUUCCCACGAUAAGAUUAACCUGGACCCCUUCUGCGACUACGCUUUUAUACCGCUUUACACUCGAGGACGGGACACCUUGCUGGACGACAGCAAUCCGAUCACCCAGCAGCUCCUCGGCAAUGCUCAGAAGGCGACAAGGACGAAGUACGCCAUCCAGCUGCCGCACCUGAACAUCUCCAAAGCGCAGCAAGACAUGGAUAACAACGCGGGACGAGCCAAAAUGGUCGAAUACUGGACAACGAAGAAGAUCUACCACUACGCCAUCCUCGACCUCGAGUGCAAGCCAUGGCUGAGGAUGAAUAUUAAGAAAGAAGUGAAGGCUGUGUUCGAUAUGCUCAAGAAGUUGCGAAAAAGGGGAGAACAGCUCAAGAAGGACCAUCCGCAGCCACCCGCCCCCGAAUUCGGCCUCGUCAUUCUGGGCAUUCGGAUUUGGCCAGUGAACAGCAUGGAGUUCCUCAAGGAAGUCAACAACAACCUACAGCGAUUUCAAGUUGACGGUUUCGUGCCCUGGACGCACUUCACGGAGGACGAGUACAAGGCCAGCUACCCUUCGUGCUGGAUCACAGGGGCGACCCCGUAUAACAACAGUGGGGACAACAACACCAACAUCUGGGGCGCGGUAAGUUUGCCUUCAGGAAUCUCUUCAUGA